AUGACCAACUUACAAAACAUGUAAAUUAUAUUAAUCAUACUAAAAUAGCACUCAUCUCUUGAUAGAUCGAAAGAAAGAAACCGUNAAGUUAAAGCUAAAAAGAAAAGUAAAGAAUAAAAAUAUAUUAAAGUAAUAGUUAAUCUAACUCUGUUACAUAAGAGUUUACAUUUCCAAUUAUAGUAUCCUUUGAAUAAUUUUUUAGAAACAUUUUUAAAUUCAAUAAUGA
Messenger RNA from Paramecium sonneborni, 226 nucleotides. The record is from the annotation of a GenBank genome assembly. Lineage: Eukaryota; Ciliophora; Oligohymenophorea; Peniculida; Parameciidae.